This is a messenger RNA of Fusarium subglutinans, 2481 nucleotides long. Its product is annotated as C6 finger domain protein. The record is from RefSeq and is a predicted model, not a curated record. Gene Ontology annotation, biological process: regulation of DNA-templated transcription. Gene Ontology annotation, molecular function: zinc ion binding; DNA-binding transcription factor activity, RNA polymerase II-specific. The coding region runs from base 1 to 2481 and encodes 826 amino acids. NCBI's taxonomy places the organism in Eukaryota, Fungi, Ascomycota, Sordariomycetes, Hypocreales, Nectriaceae. The transcript has 2 exons.
AUGACUUACGACUUCAACAACGGCGGGGGUGAUGCCUAUCUCGACUUGACGACCUUCGAUACUCGAAAUCGCGCUGCUUACCAAACGUACUCGACUGCCACGACCCAUUCGAGUCCUUCGACUGCUUCAAACAUCAUGCCCCAGGACGCCCGGCACUGGGCUGUUCCCCUCGAUAUGUCUUCAAACAACUCUCACGGCUAUGCCUCGAUGAGCCCGGAGGAGCAUCAGUCUUCUCCUCCCUCUCAAUCAGCCAGUCCUCAUAGCCAGCACUCGCCGCUACAACAAUCACCUUUUCAGCAAAGUGUGAACCCCUUGACGGAUUGGGCCCUUCAGCAACAGCAGCAGCAACAGCAGCACCUCGCUGCUGCUGAUAUGACCCAGUUCAUCCAAGAUGCUGCCCUCAUGAGCUUCAAUGCCUUCCCUACAAACUUCCAGCCGACCAACCCCCUUGAUUAUCUUCCCGCGACUACACAGGCAGCUCUUCAAGCCAAUCUCCUCGAAUCGACAUUCAACGGACUGCCAAUGGACGACCACACACAAGCCGUAUGGCCCAACGCCGGAAUGGGGGACUGGCAGGAAUUCCAGAAUACUCUGCAGAUGGAUGGAUUACCUCGUCUUGAUAGCGUCGGAAGCAACUCACCUACCGGUACAUACCUCGAGGUUCUGUCUCUACCCUCAUCCUCGGGUGAGGGCUGGGCCAUGGUGGAUUGGAAUCAGCCCAACUUUGAUCAGUUCCAACAAGCUCACGCGCAGGGCGCUGCUAUCUUCAACCCUUCCCAGACCCUUCACUUGAGAACCAAUUCCGAUUCAUCCGAUGGCGCCAAUUCUAUGGAGUUUGGAAGCUUCGAGGAGAUUGCGCCUUUCCCUUAUUCUCCUUUCUCUCCCGAGUCUGACGGCUAUGUCGAUGCUGGUAACCACCGCAACUGCUUCAGCAAUGAUGGCCACGCUCAUAACCACGCCCACACUCACACACAUGUACAUGAGCCUGUCGCAACCAACACUGUCGCUACCACCGCUGUCGCCACUGUCGCAACUGUCCCCAUCAAGUCUGAACCCUCUUCAAGCCGUCAUAGCCCCGGCAGUGGUGCCGGAUCUGUAUCCCCAUCUUCUAGCAGCACUACCCGCCGAAACUCGGGUCCUCGUAAGAGCCCCAUUACUAAGAGCACCACCAAGAAUGUUGUUCGACGUAUUUCCAAUGGCAAGAAGGAUGGUACUGUUGAGAAGAAGGUUGGCCGCAGAAAGGGACCUCUUCUACCUGAACAGAGAAAGCAGGCUAGUGAGAUCAGAAAAUUGCGAGCUUGUCUCCGAUGCAAAUUCCUCAAGAAGACUUGCGAUAAGGGUGAGCCCUGUGCUGGUUGCCAGCCUUCUCACGCCCGUCUCUGGCAGGUCCCUUGCACUCGUAUCGAUAUCAAGGAUAUUGGUUACUUCAUGAAGGACUGGAAGGCCGACUACGAGCGACACAUGGACCGUGGUGUCUCAGUCUACAAUGUCAAGGGUUUCGCCCAGAAGGAGACCCUUAUGUGGAUCACCCACGGUUACGGUUUCGCGCUCCCCGUUAUGGUUCGCGAGGUCUUUGUUGCCGAUGAUAGCUGCUUCUCGGUUGACUGGGUCGAGUCUACACUUACCGACCAGGAGCCUAUUGACUUCGAGACCCGCACUGAGAAGCUUGACGUCGGUGCCGAAGGCAUUCGUCUUGAUGCACUCUCUGAGUAUCUUGAUAAGCACAUUGAUGGUCCUUUCGAAGACUUCAUUGACGACCAUUUCGAGGGUACACCUUUUAUCACCGAAAUCCUUAAGACCGCUCACCGCUACUAUGUCAAGGAGAAGAUGCCUGUUAUCCGAAAGUCGCUUAAGCUGGUCCUUGCCUACAACCUCACCAUGCACAUCACCAUGGUUGAGAACCAAGGAUCCGAGGUUGACCUCGAUGGUCAGAUCGACGAUGAGGACUCCAAGUACUACGGUCGUACUGUCGCCCCCGUCAUGAUCAACUUCCAGAUCAAGUGUGCCCUCGCCGACAUGUGGCGUGAGUUGCAGAAGGAUAUUCUCGAGGAGCUCUCUGCCCUCUACUCUGGUGUCUACAGUGGUGAGAAGAUGAAGAACUGGCCUACCAUCUUCAUGAUUGCCUCCAUCCUCCUUGCCGUCUGGGAGGAGAUGCAGUUCGAUUGCCACUACCGAGUCCCCGACCCUGUUGCCGUCAACAAGUUCUGCACUGAUAUGGAGACAACACCUGUUGGUGUUAUUGUGGGUCUUUUCCACGCCAUCUCCCAGAAGCUCCCUGCCUUCACCGACUGGGAUACACGCAAGCAUGGCCACCUCCUCCACAACAACACCUCGGUCUGCGAGGCCAUGACUGAAGUGAGACAGCACGUCAUCAAGCACGAGGCUUAUCUUCGUACCCGCAAGGAGUCAAAGUUUGACCGCUACGACUUCGACUCCCUGUCCAACAAGUUCCUCUCGAAACUUGUUAUCCGGGCCAACUAA